Molecule: messenger RNA, 969 nt
Organism: Penicillium canariense
Lineage: Eukaryota; Fungi; Ascomycota; Eurotiomycetes; Eurotiales; Aspergillaceae
Exons: 2
Coding region: 1-969 (322 amino acids)
Source: RefSeq, a predicted model, not a curated record
AUGCGCCCAGGGCUGGAUAAACCGGGCGCGCUCCCACUCCUCGCGUUGAUUCUCUUCUCGCUGCUGACUCUCGUGCCGUCGCUGUCGAGUAUUUACAAUAUCAAAUUCGCGGACUUUAACCUCUUUGCCAGCGGAGCUCGCCAGAUCCCCUUAAUCCAGGAUGGCGUCGCCCAACUCCCCCCGGACACUCCUCCCAACGAACCUCAAAAGUCUUGGAUUAUGACCGCGCAAUAUCGUACGCGCGGAAGCCGGAUAUCGCGCUCUUCACGACCCGUCACUGUCGCGGCGAUCGUCCCCGGUGAAGUUACUCCAGUCGAUAAUAAAAGUCGACAAUCUUAUGUCGCUCCCGAAGCAUCAUCAUUCAUGUUCGGUCGACGAGCCCGUGCAUUUCGAACGUACUUCAUCCAGCAAUUAGACGACUAUCAAUUGCUCACCCCCUUUUCCAAUCGAAGCCUUCGGGCCGCGCCCACGAACCUCAACCCUCCUCUCACGCCUCCCAAUACCUCCCCCUUACCUACCUCAGUUGAUGAAAACCGCUCCGAAACGAUACCUUCCUAUAAUCAAUCAGCACCCUCAUAUACCCCUUGCAAAGCAAAUUCGGGUCUACCGCUCCCGUCCCAAUGCACCAAGUGGCAGCAGGCCUGCCGCUCGGCAAUUGGCCUUUGGGAAGGCUCAAAGCGCACUCCAUACAUUUCCGGAGUACCACUCUUAAUAAACUUGGGAUCCCAAUACUUGACAUCGAUGUUCAUCCCGCCAAAUGCGACCGCCAAGCAGCCAUCACCAUUGAUGGACCCUCCAACAGGCGUCCAGGCUGCAACGAACGCCAGUCUGGGUCUGCUGGUGCAGACGCCAAAGUCACACACAGCACCGGGUGACCAGACCACAGACGCUGCUGGGCACACAGCAGAAUUGCGGGGCAGCUGCAUGGCGGUGGUGAUUGGCCUCGUAGCAGGAAUCAUGUGGUUCUAA